AUGAGCAUCAGAAGCCCGCCAUGUACCACGUCCGUCGUCGUCGUCAUCUUCGUCGUCGGUCUUGUCUCUAGCUUCCUUCCGUUGGCGGUCGACGGUUGCCUAUCCGGAGGCCGGCUCAUACGCCGUAUGCCAAAAAGGGAGCCACCUUUGGUCUACAAGCAACACAUACCCAAUGUGCAGGAGGUGUCCCUGAUGGCUUCAGGCCCAAGAGAGGCGCGUAUCCGCCGUAUCGACAAACGUUUCAAGGAGCUGGUCAUGAACCUCAAUCCUGAUAUUGUCUUCAGAGACAAACAAGGGACCGGUGAGGAUCGUAUCAUGUCUCGAGUAAGUAGUUAUCGAUUCAAUCGUAUGUUCGUGAUGCUUGUAAACCAAAGGAUUUGCACCCGUUGA
This is a messenger RNA of Soboliphyme baturini, 390 nucleotides long. NCBI's taxonomy places the organism in Eukaryota, Metazoa, Nematoda, Enoplea, Dioctophymatida, Soboliphymatidae. The record is from the annotation of a GenBank genome assembly.